Messenger RNA from Falco peregrinus (peregrine falcon), 13011 nucleotides. It is a transcript of the gene MGA, whose product is annotated as MAX dimerization protein MGA. Gene Ontology annotation, biological process: regulation of transcription by RNA polymerase II; positive regulation of DNA-templated transcription; cell fate specification. Gene Ontology annotation, cellular component: nucleus; MLL1 complex. Lineage: Eukaryota; Metazoa; Chordata; Aves; Falconiformes; Falconidae. Gene Ontology annotation, molecular function: protein dimerization activity; RNA polymerase II cis-regulatory region sequence-specific DNA binding; DNA-binding transcription factor activity, RNA polymerase II-specific. The record is from RefSeq and is a predicted model, not a curated record.
AGCGCGCCCGUUCGAGAAGAAUGGUGAACAUGCAUAGAAGAUUAUCAGAACUGUGUAGAAUUUGUGUUUGACUUGAGAGCUUGUAAAGUGUGCUCAUCAUGGAGAAACAGCAGAUUGUCUUGGGUAGCCGGGAUGGUGGGACUGUCUCAGGUGCAGCGCCUGCUUUUUUUGUCAUCUUGAAACCACAGCAGGGAAACGGAAAAGCUGACCAAGGAAUCCUAGUAGCGAACCGUGAUGCUUGUGCUCUUGCCAGCAGUGUAUCAACCCAAAUAAAAUCCAAAGUCAGGACCUGCCUCCCAGCUGACUGUGUCUCAGGGGGCAUUACUGUCACCCUAGAUAACAACAGUAUGUGGAAUGAAUUCUACCAUCGCAACACAGAGAUGAUUCUGACGAAGCAGGGGAGACGCAUGUUCCCAUACUGCCGAUACUGGAUUACAGGUCUGGAUGCUGGUCAGAAGUACAUCCUAGUCAUGGACAUAUCCCCUGUGGACAAUCACCGGUACAAAUGGAAUGGCCGUUGGUGGGAGCCCAGUGGGAAGGCGGAACCGCAUGUUCUCGGGCGAGUGUUUAUUCAUCCAGAAUCCCCUUCCACAGGCCAGUACUGGAUGCACCAGCCAGUAUCCUUCUACAAACUCAAACUUACCAACAAUACCCUGGACCAGGAAGGUCAUAUAAUUUUGCAUUCUAUGCACCGUUACCUGCCACGACUUCACUUGGUGCCUGCAGACAAAGCCACAGAAGUCAUUCAGCUCAAUGGCCCUGAUGUCCAUACAUUUACCUUUCCACAGACAGAGUUCUUUGCAGUUACAGCCUACCAGAACAUCCAGAUCACCCAGCUGAAAAUAGAUUACAAUCCUUUUGCUAAAGGAUUCAGAGAUGAUGGGUUGAAUGGUCGACCUCAGCGUGAUGUGAAACAAAAUAGUAACUUAGAAUUGGAAGGAGGUGAUGUUUUUAGCACAGCUGGCAUUCGUGCUCGACCUGCUGAGGUUGAUGGGCUAGAUUUACAUCAGAGAAAUUUAGAUUCUUCAUUCAUUGGUCAAAACCCAUCAGAUACUGAUCUGGACAAAGAGUCUUUUAAUGCAGAAAGGGACUUCCUGAGUUUCCUGGACACUGACCUGUCUUCGGGUGAUACGCCAAAGCUAAAACAAGAAGUCUCGGAAAGUCCCAUUGCUAGCAGUUACGAAAGCAGUUCCCAUGUGGCAUCCCCUAUGGACCCAAAUGGACACUUUAAUGUAGUCAUUAAAGAAGAACCAGUAGAUGAAUAUGACUAUGAGUCAAGUAUUUGCACUCAAGGAGUAAGUGUGAAACAGGAAGACACAGACGAAGAGACUGAUGAGUAUUCCAAUACUGAUGAUGAUGAUGAUCCCAUCCUACAAAAACACCUGAUGAAAUGCAGUGAAGCAGAUGAAACUGAUGGAGAAUUCAGGUCCAGGAAGCGCAUGCUAGCCAGUCCAUCAGGUGUUGCUAAAGCAAAAAUGCUGAAACUGGAUAGUGGGAAGAUGCCUGUGGUCUAUCUGGAACCUUGUGCAGUCACAAAGAGCACAGUAAAGAUAUCUGAGCUGCCGCAGACCAUGCUUUCCUCUUGCAAGAAGGAUAAAUCCCCUUUUAGUGCGAUACUGGAUUCCAUGCCUGUGUGUUUCGAAAAUCACAAAGGCUCUUGCUCAGGCACAGCCACUGUAACUGAGGAGUUAGUUAUGAAAAAAGAGUCUCCCAGGAGUAAAAUGGCACAGAAAUACUCUUCGAUCAGAGAGGCCCAGUGGGCUCUAUCUAAAUCGCCUAAUUUUAAUCUCAGGGGCUCAGUAAGUUGUCAUUUUUCAGCUAAAGAGAUCUGUGGAAGAAAAAGGCCUGGCAUACUGAAGAAUCCUAUGUCCCUGAAAGGCUCUGGUAACAAUCAAAACACUCUAUCAUCAGUUACAACUAAAAGGGGAAGGCCACGGAAACUGAAAAUCUCUAAGGCUGGUCGUCCACCUAAAGGUAUAGGGAAGACUGUGAUAACAAGCAAGAACAGCUCUCUGGGGCCUGGGAGUAUCCUUCCAGAUGUUAAGCCAGACCUUGAAGAUGUUGAUGGAGUCCUCUUCGUGUCCUUUGCAUCAAAGGAAGCUCUUGACAUUCACACUGUUGAUAGAGCUGGAGGAGAAGAGACGCAGAAUCUCCAGGCUCCCUUGUUGACUACAAAUGAUCCAGACUGUCAAGCAAGAAUACAAGUACUGGAGAAGGAAUUGAUGGAAGAGCUGAAGACUUUGAGGCAUAAGCAAGUAAUACAUCCUAGCCUUCAGGAAGUGGGACUGAAGUUGAAUUCUGUGGACCCAACAAUGAGCAUUGACUUGAAAUACUUGGGUGUGCAGCUUCCUCUUUCCUACUCAAACUAUGCUUUGUGGAGCUAUCCAGGACCCAAUCCCAAUUCUCCAGAUACCGGAUUUCCUUUUGUUUCCAGGACAGGAAAGACAAAUGAUAUCACAAAAAUCAAGGGCUGGCGGGGGAAGCUUCAUGGUGCUACUAGAAAUGAAGGUGGCAGUUCAGAAGGUUCCUUGAAGAAUCGCUCGGCAUUCUGUAGUGACAAGCUGGAUGAGUACCUGGAAAAUGAAGGGAAAUUGAUGGAAACGAGUAUGGGAUUCUCUUCUAGCACUCCCACUUCUCCUGUGGUGUAUCAGCUUCCCACUAAGAGCACUAGCUAUGUGCGAACACUCGACAGUGUUUUAAAGAAGCAGUCCACUGUAAUUCCAUCAACAUCUUACACGUUCAAGCCUGUCCCUCUGUCAUCGACCUCUAGGAAGACAAAAACUCAAACCAGACAGACAUCUACAAGCAGCAGAGUAAAAUCAUCUUACAAACCUAUACUGCCUUCACCUUUUCUUGCAAAGCAGAAACAGAACGCUUCAUCAGGGGAAAAGGCUGCUAAGUCUGUCUCAAAUAGCAGUUUGACUAACCAAGCAGAUAGUUUCAUGGUGCCAGCUCUGGAUGAAAACAUACUUCCAAAACAGAUUAGUUUGCGCCAUGCACCACCACAACAAGCAGCUCGUCCGCCAGGUUUGUCUAAAUCUCAGGUGAAGUUAAUGGACUUGGAAGACUGUGCUCUCUGGGAUGGCAAACCACGGACCUAUAUUACAGAAGAACGAGCAGACAUCUCUUUGGCCACCCUGCUUACAGCUCAGGCUUCUCUCAAAAACAAGCCUAUCCACAAAAUAAUAAGACGACGAGCACCUCCUUGCAAUAAUGAUUUCUGUCGACUGGGUUGCAUAUGUGCCAGUCUAGCCCUGGAGAAACGUCAGCCUACCCACUGCCGCAGGCCAGACUGUAUGUUUGGCUGUACUUGCUUGAAGAGAAGAGUGUUGCUGGUGAAGGGAGGAUCGAAACAUAGGAAAAUAAUGAAAAAGGCUGUGCGUGGAAAUCUUGUGUUCUAUGGAACACAAGAAGAACAGCAAGAGGAUGAAGAUGUGGAAGAAGAGGGGAUGGGGGAGGAAGAUGAGCUGAAGCAGAAAGAUAAGAAGAAGAGGAAAAGGGUUAGAAUACAGUGAGUAUUGUGGGGCAUAACUAUCUGUGACUCGGAGCCAGAACAGCCUGUUAGGAAUUGUCCACUGUGGGUGAAAGUAGAAGGUGAAAUAGAUCCAGAGCCAAUUUACAUCCCAACACCAUCUGUUAUUGAACCAGUUAAAUCUGCAGUACUGCCCAACCCAGAAGUUGUGCUUUCUAGUAAGCAUAAAUCCUCCAGUGGAAUGAAACCAGGCAGAGUGUAUACUCCUAAACCCAAUCCAGUGAUUCGAGAGGAGGACAAGGAUCCUGUCUACUUGUACUUUGAAAGUAUGAUGACUUGUGCAAGGGUCCGAGCAUAUGAACGCAAGAAAGAGGAGAAAAAGCAACCAAAAGACAAAAGUGAUUCACAGAGUUCUAGUAUAAAGGAUCAUGAACCAGAGCUCCAGUCUCCUGAGAAAGCAACAUGUGAGGCAGAGAAAGACACUGAUAAAUCAGGAGAGAAAAGCUGGUGGUCUUCCCGUAGUGAGGGGGACUCUUCCUCCACCUCCUAUGUUCAUCACACCACUCCAGGUGAACCAACCAAACUUAUCGAGAUUAUCUCUGACUGCAACUUGGAGGAAGAUCACAAUAAGAUCUUGAACAUCUUAUCACAGAAUAUCAACAGUAACGCACCACAGUGCCUCAAAGUGGGUAGCUUCAUUAUUGAAUUGGCUUCGGAACACAAGGCCCAGGAUGAGAACCACCCUCCUGUCUACUCCUCCAGAGUGAAAAUUUCAGUGCCGUCCUACCAGGACAAGGACGAGAAGCCUGAGACAUCUGUCUUGGAGACUCCUGAUAGUGGAGUGCCAUCACGCAAGAACCCAGAAAAUCUAAAGUUCUUGCGGGCAGACACAUUGGACAAACUGCAGGAGAAGUUGCAUGGGGGCAAAGGCUUGCCUUUUUAUGCAGGGGUUUCUCCUGCAGGAAAGCUGGUCGUCUACAAACGCAAAGCUAAUAUGAGCCCCUCGGGCUUGAUUCAGGUUAAUGAUAAAAGGUAUCCUCAGGCCAAACUGCUUUUGGGACAGAUGGGGGCAUUACAUCCCGCCAAUCGGCUAGCAGCUUAUAUCACAGGCAGGCUGCGACCCACAGUACUUGAUAUCUCAACCCUCAGUACUGUGAUCUUCAAGGUAGCAUCCAAUGCUAAAGCAGCUGCUUCUGGGACACCAUCAGUCCAGGUGCCCACAACAUCAACUCCCAAAACUACAUCUUCCACCAGCACUACUUCAACCCCCACUGUGACGACUCUGAAAACCCAUGUCCCAGCACAGAGACAGAUAGCUGCCCGACCCUCACCUGGUGGUGUGUUCACACAGUUUGUGAUGAACAAAGCUGGAGCUCUACAGCAGAAGGUUCCUGGAACAAGCACACGCCAGCCUCUGUCAGGGCCGCAGAAGUUCAGUAUCAAGCCCACGCCGAUAAUGGUGGUUGCUCCUGUGCUUCCCUCAAGGCCAUCUCCAGCUCAGUGCACGGUUUCUCCUGGGGUCACUGCAGCCACCACCACUUCUCCAGUUAUUGUGGAAAGCACCAAUAUGGCAGUGUCUACUGUAACCACUCCUAGUCAGACAAGAGCUAAUGAACCUGCUGGCUCUCCUCCUGCAGUUACGGUCACAACUGCUCUGGCAACAUCUGGAGUCAACACUGGUACUACUCCCUCAUCCACCCCUCCUACUGCUACUGUGAACGUAACAAAAGCAACAGGGAUCGUUGCACCAGUAGCAGCCGUGUCAUUCCCCAAAACCGUGGUAACACCACCAGCUGUUACUUGUCCUGUUGUCACAACAUCCACUUCAACAGUUGUACUGACAACAACUGCAACAGUUACAUCUGUGGUGACCACACCAACUUCUUCUGCUGGCUCUGUUCCAAUUAUGCUGUCAGGAGUUAAUUCAAGUCCUUCUCUGAAUCCAAAAAGAGAAGAUGCUACUCCACAGGCUGUAAGUAAGACUCCCCAGAAGAUGUCUCCUGGAGCAGAGAAACGUGUAGGACCUCGAUUGUUGCUGAUUCCAGUGCAUCAGACAUCCCCUGCUUUGCGACCUCUAAACAACAUGCAGCUUGCUCAGAGGCAGAGGAUGAUCCUUCAGCCUCUCAGGAGCCCUGGUGGUGUGAACCUGUUCAGACAUCCUAAUGGGCAGAUAAUUCAGCUUGUCCCUCUGCAACAGUUUCGAGCUGCAGGUGCCCAGCCCAGCGUGCAGCCAGUGAUGUUCCGCAAUCCAGGAUCUGUUGUAGGAAUCCGGUUACCUGCACCUUCUAAGCCUCCCGAGUCACCUGUGUCUCCCACUUCCUCUGUGUCUUCCACUUCUCCUGCUGCAAAUCCAGCUGUACAAGCUGCAGCACCCAAGUUAUCCCCUACAUCCAACACAGCCACUCAAGCAUCUUCUCUUCCUCCUUCAGUAACAAGUUUUGUGUCACAAGCAGGCACUCUGACUCUGAGGAUCUCUCCUCCUGCUGCUAGCAGUGUGACAAAUCAGACAGCCUCUGAGUCUAAAAUGAACUGCAGCUCAGGUGGUCUGCCAGCUACGGCUGCUAAUCUCAUACCUUUACAAUCUGGCAGUUUUGCUUUACUUCAGCUCCCAGGACAGAAGACUGUGCCAAACUCCAUUCUGCACCAUUUUGCAUCUCUUCAGAUGAAGAAGGAUUACAGGAAAAUAUGCAAGAAAGAGGAGUUGGGUGCUGCUCAGCAGAAGGAAAAUGAGAAGGCUUCACGCUCAGAUGAUGCUGAAGUUACAGAGUCUGAGGUCACAGCGUCCGAUAGGAAACAAGAAGAAAACGAAUUGGGAGUUAACCAGUCAAAUAAUGUUGAAGAGUCAGCAUCUGGCACAGCCACACCUGAUAGAAAUUCUGUUACGUUAGAGAUGGUAGAGGAGGACUCCAAGGUGCUAGAGAGUUCGUGUGAUGAUAGCUUUUCUUCUCAGCCUGAUGUUUCUGCAGAUGUCGUGUCGUCUGACCAUUCGUACAUCAGCGAGAAGCCAAAUGAUGAGGAAGAAAAAGGGGCUUCUGAGGGGCAAGAGGAUUCUGUCAGUUCUGAAACUCUGGUGGAGGCUGUUUCAACUAACUCUGAAACUGUUUAUGGGCCAUCAGAUCAGCAGCCUCCAGUUGCUCCUCAGGGUAAUAAUGCGCACCCACGGAGUCUUGAGAAUCAGGAGACUGCACAGUUGAAGAACCACAGGAAGGAACAAAUACAUGACGAACAGGAAGGGAAACCAGUAAAAGAGUGGGAAGGAGAUGCACGGACACAGGUGGAGGAGCACAGCCAGGCAAGUUCUGGGCAGUCACAAGGUCAGCAAGACCAAGAUACGCAGCUGGAGAGCAAGGAGGAGCAGAAAGAGACUGAACUGUCUCGGAACAAAGAAGAAUGCCAGGGUGAUGCUGUGCAGCCAGAUACGGAAAGGAAGGGGCACACGGACUGCACAGAAUCAGGAAGCAUAAGAGGGAGAACAGGCAGCAAGUCUGACAGCAGUCCGGCGGAAGAGCAGCAGGAUAAUGCUUCAGGAGGACAGCAUGCCGUCAGUACCAAGGAAGGUGAAGCAGGCAGUAACAACAAAGAACAAGGUGCUUUUGAUCCUCAGGAAGCAAUGAAAACAGGUCAUGAUAUUGUAACGCAUGUCAACAGUUCUUGGAGCAAAAUAUCUAGCAUUGUACCUGCCUUAGAAAAUAAAAGUGAGGCAGAUAACAAAGCUGAUGUAUCUGAGAAAAGUGACUUCCUGACACCAGAACAGAGGGCACAGGAGCCUAGGCAUCACAAAAAGGGCUACGUGCCCACUGUUGAUAUAACUGCUGAUGAUAUGGAAGAAGAAGAGGAGGAAGACGAUGAUGAGGAUGAAGAGGAUGAAAAAACUGAUGAUUCUGCUGAUGAGAUGCUGGAUGGUGCUUCUGACUUCCCAAGUGAAGAGGAAGUAGAUGUUGAAAAAGUGGAUGCGUGUGAAUACAGUGAGGAUGGCGAGCAGGUGGACAUUGAGACCGUGGAGGAGCUUUCAGAGAAGAUUAACAUUGCCCGUCUGAAGGCCACAGCUGCUAAUAUCCAACCUUCCAAACAGAAAUACCAUGCUCGUAAUUCUUCGGAUGAAAAAUUAUCAGAAAAACCUACGAAGCAGAAACGUCAACUCUGGCACAGAAAGCUGAAGACUGAGGCAGAAGCCUUUGCUCAUUACCGCCAGACACACACAGCAAAUGAACGCCGGCGUCGUAAUGAAAUGAGAGAUCUCUUUGAGAAGCUGAAGAGAACUCUGGGGUUGCACAACCUUCCCAAGGUCUCCAAAUGCUACAUUCUCAAGCAAGCCUAUGAAGAAAUCCAAGGAUUGACUGAUCAGGCAGAUAAAUUUAUUGGACAGAAGAACUUACUGACACGCAAACAAGAUGUUUUGAUUCGAAAAGUAUCCACGCUUUCAGGGAAGACAGAAGAGGUUGUCCUGAAGAAGCUAGAAUACAUUUAUGCCAAACAAAAAGCAGUAGAAGCACAAAAAAAGAAGAAACAAGCUGAGCCGGAGGAAUCUGUUGUAACCUCAACUGCUAGCGCACAGCAAGAAGGAUCUUCUGCUCCCUCCAGAGAGCUGGCCCAAAUGACUAUGACAAAUAGGAGAGGCAAGCCACUGAUACUCGCCAGGAAAGGAGCCCAUGCCACAGAGGACACCCCAUCCUCUCUCACGCUGACUGCUGCAAGCCUGGUGAUGACGCCGCAGGGGCAGGUGCUCACCCUGAAGAGCCCGCUGGUCCCGGGGCAGGUAGCAGCUGUGCCUUCCACGCUGCUGCAAGCCGAGUUAAAGCCUCGCACCGUCAGUACUGCCAUGACAGCACAACCAGGUAUUGCUUCUGUGAUGAUUCAGCUCCCAGGAUCAACAGUUCCUGUCCAAGUAAAAGGAAUCCUUACUAACUCUACCAUUCCCAUUACACUGUCAACUGUUGCUGGAAACCCAGUGCCCUCAACAGUAGUGUCAGCCACAGAGCCCCAUUCAGAAAGCGAAGAUUCCUUCAUGAUGCCCAAGAUUGUUAACGUAACAUCGCUGGCUGGUGAGGGAAGCAUGAGUCUAAACCUGAACAGAAGCAAAAAUUCUAAUGUAACAACAGCUGCAGGUACUCAGGCUUGCGAGAAAUCCUUGGCUGUAACACCCCUUGAAAGUAGAAAGAGCGGUAGUGUCCUUUCAGAAGAAAAAGCCAAACCAUGUGCUGGAGACAGCGGCGGAGAUGGAAGAAAUACCACAGGCCCCACAAAAGUUUUAUUUGAAAAUAAAGAUGCCUUUCCACAGCUCCGGAACGUGUCAUCCACAAAGGAACCUCCAGAGUCCUUUGGCAAAAAGCUCUGCAUCGGUGACUUUGUAGGAAGCCAAGCCAGGAAGAAGGACGGUGACUCCGCAGGGGAAAGAUUAAAAUCUAAAGAACUGCCGUUCCGCAAGCUGCAGAUCAAGGAUUCCCGGAUAGAAGUGGAACUGAGGAAAGUAGCAUCCGCAAUGGAGGAAGCAGAACUGGAUCCAAGUGAGUUACUGAGCAGCAUCGAGGAGAGCGAUGACACCGAUGAAACCCUCACGUCACUGCUCAAUGAGAUUGCCUUCCUCAACCAGCAGCUGAACGACGAUGCUUCAGCCAUGUCGGAACUGCCCAGCACCCUCAACUCGGAAUUCUCUCAUGAGGAUGCAGAGGCUCGUCGGGGGGCAGCCAGUGAUCUCGGUGCUGCAGAUGGGUCUGCCUUCCAAUUUGGCCAUCUGGGAGGCAGUUUUAAGGACCUUUCUGAAGUUUCAGAGGGUGGUGGCUCUAUAAGUCCCCUCUUGCUGCACCUGGCAGAUGAUGACCUUACUGACGGGGACAAGAACUCUGGGGAGCCUUCAUCUGAAGCAGACGUUUUAAAGAUAGUAAUAGGUACCGAAAUGAAGGAUCCGCUUCCCAGCCUGUCCAUAACCAGUGGCGGGAAUGGCAAAACCGUCACGACCUUGGCAGAGGCCAGUAACGUGACUCCACCGGUUUUGCAGAUGAAGACGAACCCAGAAGCCGGUAGUGCUGACGCGUUGUGGAGGCCCAUGCCCAAGCUGGCGCCGCUUGGAUUGAAAGUGGCAACUCUGCCAGUGGACUCGGAAGGGCAGAGUAAUAAAGUGAUGCCCUUGUUGGCGCCUGUAGUUGCAAAAUUGGCACCCAGUGGGGCAAAAACUUCGUUAUCCACAACUGUUCAAGACGGACAGGAUAACAAAGUGAUGCCCAUGUUAGCACCUGUGGUUACGAAACUGAAUACUGCUGGGACCUUGCCUUCAAAUUCAGCAAGCAAAUAAAGGCAUCUAUUUUUUAUCAGAGACUGGAAUGGAGAUGUGGAGCGGUGUUGGAGUUCGGCAGCCUCCCUUGUCUGCAGCGCUCGUUUUCUGUAUGGCAUCGGCACUCUGUUCAUCUGAGGGCAGGCCCCAGCUUGAGAAAUAAGUGCUGUGAAACUUUAUGCAUUUUUACCUCACGGUUGUAUUCUGGGUGUUCUCAUUCCCCUUCACAAAACAAAGAUGGUCCUUAACCAUUGCUGGGCACUGGUAUCCUUCCAAAAUUGGGUCCUUCACACAAAUAGUUUGUCAAAGGACUGAGAAAUCUGGGCUGUUGAAAGAGACACACACACACAUCCCCGCAGGGAGGCAGCUGUCUUGUUUGGGGGGGAAAAUCUGAAUUACUUGUUUUUGUACCAGGCAAAUUAUCUAUGCAGAAAUGGGAUUGUUCACAUUCGCUGGUUUUAGUGUUUGCAGAACAUGAUGAAUGUGCAGAAAUGAGACUGCGGUUACGCUCAAACUUGUUACCUAGAGCAGCAGGAGGGAAACCUGAGACUGUGCAGAGGGCUGCAGUGGAAAGGUUUUGUUCUUUGGUGCUAGAUAGUUCUCUGGCAGAGACUCUCUUUAGGAGCUUAUGCACAGAAGAUUUUAAUAAACAUCUAUAACUCACUACAUGGGAAUCCCGUUUCCCAGUGUAAUUAGAAGUAGGGCAGUAUGUUAACUUUAAUAAAACUACUAAAAAGAACCCUCACUGUCACCUCCUGCCCCUAUACGAAUACUCCCUCCUUUGAUGCAUAGGAAGGAAAAAUCACAAGGAGCAGAAGCAGAUUUGGGCACCCUGUUGCUAUGUCUUUAAAUACAUUGCUGAAAUAGCUUGAGUGUUUUCCCAGUUCUUGUUUUCUUUCCUCCUGUCGUUCUCCGAGAUGUAUUCGGUGGCUAGGAAUGUUCAUAGGAAGAAGCGUUGCUUUGUAAAAGUACAGAACACUUUCAGCUUUCAGGACUGUUGUAGCCUAGUGUGAAUGAGCGAGGUGUAUAUGUGAAUGUACAUAUGAAAAUAUGUGAAUAUCUUUCCAAACCUUCCAUUUCUUUAUAAAUUCAGGAAAGGUACUCAGAGGUUUCUCACUGCAUUUGCACAAGUUGUGUAUAGCAAAAAAAGUCAACAAAAAUGCUCAUUACCAGGGAAAUAGGGCAGUAUUGAAUCACAAGAUGUAUUUUUUAUUCUUCUCUGCCACUGCUUACUCAAUAACCUGUAGAUACUCUUCACCGUUCAGCUGUUGGAUGUGAAGGGCCUGCAGACUGUAAAGAUAUUUAUAUUUUUGUACACAACUUUUGUUUUCAUAGUUUUCUUGAGAAAUUAAAUUUUCAGCCUAGGAGAGAUGAUUUGUUAAUGAGUGUAUACACAAUCUUUUUCCUAUCGAGUUUGUAAAUAUGAUUUAUGGUGCGCUUGAGGGGCUUCUUAACUGCUCCGAAAAGGUAAAACACGUCGCCAUGAAAAUGACAUAGAAUUUGGUGGGUGGUGCAUUUCGAUUUAUGUUAGGAAUGUAAUCCCCUGUCUUACUGUUCCAGCAAUGGCAGCUGGGUGCCCACCCCCCACCCCCCAGAUCCCUCAUCUCUGGCAGUAACGCAGGAAUUUGCUCUCUCCAGCGCGGAGGCUGCGCGGGUGUUGCGAGGGGUGUUCUGCCACGCGGGGGGAGCAGCGUUUGUGCGCAGCACGGCUGCGCGGCCUGUUCAGUGAGCCGCGUGUUCUGGGUCUGUCUGGGUGGGAUCCGUCAGGGGAUACACACACCUGGGGUGUUUCCUCGUCUGUUUUAUGAUACCGUGCUGCAGAGGGGAGAAGCCCUUCAAGCUGGGUUUGCGUACAGUUACUCCAGAGCCCACGUCAAAAAGGUUCCUCACCUGGCCAUUCUGAAUGGCGUGUUUUAAAGCAGUCGUGUUCAUUGCCUUUUGCGUAUUUACUGGUUUAAUAUUUGAUGCAAGUCCUCCAUUCGUGAUUUGGAAAAGGGGAGUACAGGUCACCAUGAGUGUCCUGCAGGGUCGUAUGGUUGUCAGUGAAUGCCUUAGAAAAAGGAAUUCACAACAUGAAUCAAGUAUUUAGACAUGCGUGGCUUAUUAUCAAAGAAUUUUAACCUUAUCUUAAACCAGUGGAAAUCUGGAGUAACUGAACGAGUUUAGUAGCACUGCAUCAGAUUUAAAUUCAUUUAUCUGGGAAAUCUGGUUCUGAGCAUUUCUGAUAGGCUGAAGUUGCUCAUUUUAAUACCUACGGCCCCGUGUUCGACCAGUAGAUUGUGUUCCUCCUACGUGUGAAACAGCAGCCGGAACGGUGCUGCGAUGCUGUUCAGAUUCCUAAUCCCUGACCUUUCUUUCUGCACCUCAUCCUUCUGUGGUUCCAAAUGGCUGAUUUUAAGUACGGAAUUGUGCGCUAAUCGUACCUGAGUAGCUUUUUUAAAGAAGCACGUGUGCUUUGCAUACUUUGUGGGACAGAGGAAGCGCUGUAACGUGAAAACCAUUCGAACAUUAUCUAAAAUAAAUGCUGUACUUUUGAGUAUUUGCCCAUUAUCAAGGUAGUGGAAAAUGCCUGGAUGUGUUUACUGUUUGGCACUGGGCAGUGAAGAAUUUGACUGCAGUAGAAACGUACUGUGUAACGCUGGCAGCAAAAACGUUUGGUUCCUGAAUGUGAUUACUGAAUUAACUACGAACAGACACCACAUUUGGCCGCAAAAAGCGGUAGUUGGUGCGGUUCUGGGAGGGGUCUGUGAUGGGUUCUGCCAGGCAACAAAGCGCGUUUGAAAUGGUCCUCGUCUUUGCUCCCCUUGUUCCACCGUCUCAUGUCCGCAGCUUGAUUUUUUUGCUUUGAGUUUAAACGCUGACUCCUUUUUCGCUCCUCCCUCAAGCUCCCACUGGUGUUGAACAUACUUUUCAAAAAAUACCUAUGCUGUCUUUUGAGGCAAUAAUGCGAGAGUGUGACGUGUAAUGAGAAGACUUUAGAAUGAGGAGAAGAAAGGAAACCCCUGCAAGGCGCACGUUUUCACUAGACCAAGAGACCCGGAGAUUUUCUUUGUUUUUUACACAUCUGUAAAUAGACUGGAAUGUUUUUAAGAAUAUAAUGAAAUGUCAGAUUUAGCUUUUUUCCUUUUAUAUAUUAAAAUAUAUCUUUCCCUCUUUUCUGCUUUUGAAAAAUUGAUAUUUUUGUAGAAAUCUUAACAGUACAGGACUCAAAUAACUAUAUGUGAGGGACAAAGUGUAAAACUAAAAUAAACCAACUGAGGUCGACUAGAAA